AUGUCUUUUGUUUUUUUAGAAAAUGCCACGGAAGAGGACAAACGGCAGUUAGUUCGGGAAAUUGAGUUGAUGAAGGAAGUCGGAACACACCGUAAUAUUGUGAGCAUGCUCGGCUACUGGAUCCAAUCACAUCCCAUCAUGUUAAUCUUGGAAUAUGUUCCAAACGGAGAUCUUCUUCAGUGGCUCAGAAACAAAAGGCAACAGGUAUCAUUACUUUAUCAGCUGUAUCAAUAAAAAUUUGCUGGCCUCCUUUUUGCCUUUUGUUUAAAAAAUAUCUUCUCUCCAUUCGGAAUAGGGCUGCGCACAGAUAUUAUUCAUAGAACUCAAACUCAGACAAACGAAUUCCUCAAUUUUGUUUGUCUUUUUGUCAUUAAAAUGUCAAGUUUGUCUGACUUUUGACGUGAAAGUAACAAAAAUGGCAGAUUUCAGACAAACAUAGCAAAUUAGUCACUCUGACGUCAUUAGUAUUCUGUGCUGCACUUUAAUUUUCUAAUGAACAUCGUUCUGGGCGUGUAUGUUCUUUUUCUUACAUUGUGUGGUCUCUUAACGCAGAAGGAAAAUCCUCUCCCUCAUCACACGUCUAAAAACCAUCGUCUUCAGUAAAAAUAAUAAGAUGCUAAACAACUUGAAGUGAGAAUUUGUACAUGUUACCUAUAAUUUAAGUUCUCAAAGACAGAGGUGCAAUAACUGAAUGUAGAUAUCAAUGCAACCGGAUAUUCGUAUUUUUCCAAACGCGGUUUAUACAGCCAGACUGUUUAGAUGCUAUUCAUGUAUUCGGAAAACAAAGAUCGAUAAAUACACAAAAAUUUGUAUUCAACGCUGAAUUAAUUAAGCCAAGCUUGCCCUGGUACGAUCAGUUAAGGUUUCCGGGAAACUGGCCACCUAUCCCUCCCCUAAGCCACAUUUUGCCCUGAGUGAGAAGGUAGUGUUAAUGUUGUCUUAGGAGAGGGAAAGGUGGUCAGAAAAGAAAACAAAACGACAUUUUGAACGUUUACCCCUGGGGGUACCCCCGCCCGAUAGGAUGAGGAUCUCCAUCCUUAAAUAUGGUACCGUUAUUCUGUCAAGUAAAAUUCAUGUGCGGUAAUGCCCAACACAUGAGAAACAAAUCAUAGAUCUGUUAAAACUGAACUUUACCCUAGAGCUGAUUAGGAGCGCGAUUCAAGGAAGUUUUUUUCUGUUUCCUUUAAUUCUUAGGUUUUGUUUUUCCCUUAAACUGGGCCUCAUUUUCCAUGUUUGGGUCUUUAAUAUGAUAUUGGUUUUCGCUUGUCUAAACUAUUCGAAAUUUUUUAAAGUACCCCCCUCCCCCCAGGUGGGCAUUAACCUUUUCUGGUCAGAAUGAAUCACGGGAUUACUAAUGGUGGAGCUACUCUAUUGUUUGAACAUGGUAACAGGACAAGAAUAGUUUACUUCAACGAACGCUUUUCAUUCUAGUAAUUUACUUGUUUCUUUUCUCAUUUUCCCAUGUAUUCACCAACAGUUGAGGUCCGCCAUUUGAUAAACCGUCCUUGAUUCGAGCUGACAAAGGGCUUCCACUCAAAAUGCUAGUCAGCUUUUCGAUCCACGGUCUUUCAAUGGUAGCAAGAUGAGUUAUUCAAAUCAGCCGAUAACACCAGAGUUUUGCUUUUCACCCCCCCGACCGAAGCAGUAGAAAAGUUUCUUUUUAAAAGACCCUUCAAAAUGUUUUGGUGGACAUAAUGAUUGUCCGUCCAGAGUUUCAAAACCGCCACCGUCUGCUGAGCGGGAGGCCGUAGGUUCAAACCCCGGCGGGAACAACACCCAGGGUCUUUAAAGAACUGAGGAGAAAGUGCUGCCUUUGUAUAACAACUGCAAACGGUUUGACUUUCUGGUCUUCUCGGAUAAGGACGAUAAACCGUAGGCACCGUUUGACAAGCCCUUGCACAUGUAAUAAAUCUGUGGGACGUUAAAGAACCCACACACCUGCUCUUUGUGAAGAGUAGGGCACGUAGUGGCCGGUGUAGUGGUUUAUCUCACUUUCACACUCAUGUAUGGGGGCAUCAUUACUCAUUCCUUCAUUACUUGUAAAAUGCACCUUAAGCGGUCUGGCAAAGUCCCCCAAACAGUGUUGUAGAUUACACAUUACACGUCCCGAAAGCCCUGUACGAGAUAUGACGUUUAAUCCAUUUGAAUUUUCCGUGGACGCUUUAAAGAAAGCUGGCCCAUAAGGUAUUCCCGGCUAGAUUUUCAGUUUAACGUCGGUUAAGUAAAUAAAUCUUUCAAUUCACAUGGAUUCCUUUUAAAUUGGGGAACAUACUUCGGCUAACCAACUGAUAGUGUUGAAAUUGUUUCUGCUGACAAAACCGUUUCAUGAUCAGACGGAAUUCAUUUCAAUAUUUUUUUGCAGCUUACAAUGAAAAAGAGUCAGCAAAGUGAUGUCGUUGAAAGGCUUAAGCCUCCUGUUCCUGAGAGACCGAAAUUGGUGUCCAGGAACCUGCAAACAAAAGAUGUCCUGGAUGAAAACGUGGAAGAGGAGAACAGGGGAAAAAAGAAUGAAGAAAAGUGGAAAAAGACGGUGGUUAUCAUUGCAGCGAGACAAAGGAAAUUAAAAUCGACCUGGAAGACGGUGAAAGAGGAGUUCUAAUCAACGAUGCGCCUCAAACUGAAAUGGAACCUUCUUGCUCAAACCUGGAAGACGAAGAUGACAAGGAAGAAGACGAAAGUGACGAUGUCAACACGCCAUUUCUACAAAAUGAAGGACAAAAGGGUCGGCUACGUCGGUGAUGGUGUUACCUUCGAUCAAUAUUGCCCAUUUCUCCAAAGAAAAAGAGCUCACUCCUGCUGAGGCUUUAAGAAACGUCGAAGAAAAGAUCACCAUCGAGAAAGAAGGCAGCUGUGAGAGCAAGGAAGAUGAUGAAGAAGACAUUUCUGGGAAAGAAGUCUUAUGUUAUGCGUGGCAGAUUGCUAAAGGGAUGGUAAGAACUUUUUCGACUGAAGAAUGCUUUGAGCAAUUUAGUCAUCGUUUGCAAAUCACAAGAAUCUGCCUCUUCCCCUUAUUAAUACUUUAAUACAAGUUUUCUGUGCCUGCAAGUAUAUACUAUCUGGUCAUGAGACGGCAGAUUUUUCAAGCAUUCAAAUUUCUGCGUUAAUUAUAACAGACCAUGAUAGCGCUAACUACUAUCUUGCUGAAUUUUUCGUGAAACACAACACAUAUAAAAUUGAGCCGUUUGAUUUUAAAAAAGGUCAAAACCGAGUUUUUUAAUUUUCUAUCGCCCGAGAAGCCUAAAAAUCACAAGGAGCCGUUGUGAAGGUACCUAUUGAAAAAUCAGGUCUGGUCGUACUUCGAAAAGGUAUCUAAGGAAUACAGCCAUAUGACCGGAAUAAGGCUAAUCUAUCAGUUAUUUCAUUUGAAUCGUACAAGCCUGACAUACAGGGACAUAGCCAGCUUUUCGACUAGUUGUAGGCCUGGUUGACUCUCAUUUCCACAUAUCCUGAAAAUUGCACGCAUGACCCGUACGCACUGACCUCACCAACACUUUGAGCUCUUAUGUUUUUUUAGCUCGCCCCAACAACGCAUAAUUUAUUACAAGCGGUAGAGUGAUCCAAACAACAAUUUUAAGGCCCGGGCCUACAGGACUAUGGGCUGGCUACGCCCCUGACAUUCACGGCAGAACAGGAAAUAGAAAGCAAAAAGGAGAGGAAAAGAAAAGAAGGAAGUAGAGGAAAGAAAAAGCAAUGGUUAAAUUUGUUCUCGGGGUUGGAUGACUGAGCAGCAAGGACUAGAUAAAUCUUGACCCCCGUAAUCGGGUUCGUGGAAAGCACAAUAAACGGUCUGCAAGUGGAACUGAUGGCUGAAAGGAUUGCUUUUCGUAAACGGCAACUAUGAUGGUAUUUGCUAACUACUGUAAGCUCAAUUGAUAUACCUUGUGGCUUAGCUGUAUAUUUGGCUCUAAAUGAAUAAUGUUCACUAGGUAUGCUGUUUUGGGUGACUUCGAAAUAGAAAUCAGCGUUAUAGUAAGAACCAAUAGGUUUUUUUUUUCUUUUUCGGGCGUGGCAGUCUAAGGAGGACUUUAUUCCACUCACACCAGGUCUCCCUGAAAACAGCAUUUAAUUAAGUGUCAACCGGUGUCAAAAGGCUUUCUUCCGCCGUUGAAAUCUUAACUGAAAACCUUAUUUUUCGGCCAAUAUUCAUCCCUUCGAGUUAUCGAGGGUAAAACUGAAGGGAAACUACUUCGAGUUAAAAAUUACUUCGAGUUAGCCGCCGGGAGUUUCGAGUUAUCGAGGGUUCGAGUUACCGAGGAUAAAUUACACUAAAGGAAAUCCAGCGGAAAUGGAUUCUGGUUCGAGUUAGCACAAGGUUCGAGUUAGCGAGGUUCGAGUUAUCUGGACUCGACUGUAGUUCACUUAGCUUGUUCAACUUUGACGGCUUUUGUGCUGAAAAGUAUAUGUCGCUGGGAUAUUGUAAACCAAUUCCUUAAUUUUUUCCUUCGUUUUCCAACAGCUGUGACAGAAAUCCUCCCUCCAUUCUUCAAGAAUAGGCCGACGAUCACUUCCUCCCGCUUUCCCGACCGUUUUCCAGGCACAGCUUGCAGUAGCCUGUUCCAGGUUCUGGAUAGUAGGGGUGGCACCUGCAAAAAUAAGGCAAAAAAGCGUAAGGCACCGGGCGAAAAAGUGUAAAGCACCGGCAAAAAUAUAAAAGCGUGAUCUAGGAAAAAGGGGCGGUGACGGGCUAUUUUUGAGCCUGGAACAGAUGUUUCAUUGCACUUGGUUGCUUUUCCGUCAAAUCGUUAAAUCGGGAGUUCGUUUACAACGAUAUCCCGAUUAAACUGCUAUCCACCUGCCAUAUCGCAAAAUCGAGCUUCCAUUUUAAUUUCAGAUUGGAAUCUGGUAACUAAAAAUUUUUUGAGAAAUAAUUUCGUUAUUUCUCUGCCAGGAAUACUUGGCCAGCAAAGGAUUCAUUCAUCGUGACCUGGCAGCCCGUAAUAUCCUACUUGGUGAGGACAGAGCGGUGAAGAUCGCUGAUUUUGGUUUGUUACGCCACGCAAAUGAGAGUGAGAUAUACGAAGUUACGAGCGUAAACAAGCUACCAAUGAAAUGGAUGGCACCUGAAGCGUUGGAAAGCGGCAUUUUUACUUUCAAGACUGACGUGUAAGUAUAUGUUAAUGAUCGGCAUGAAGUCAGAGUAAGGCCAAGCUUAGGCUUCCUGUGAUGCAGUGUGACGUUGAGGUUUUAGAUAACAUAGACGCUGCAAUGUACUGUUCAGAACUGUCUGAAAAAAAAAGAGCACCAUUUUGAUCAUCAGACUGUCUAUAGUAGCGCUUAUCACUCUAUCUCUAAAGAUAUCUCUAAGUGUUUGGAAAACAUUAGCCUGUUCCAGGCGUGAAACUUAAGAUAUAUAAAUAGAAACUUUGAGCCGAUGAAGUUAAUCUGGGGCCGUCUUGGAUCCUAAAUUCCACACUCCACAUCCAGCAUUCCAGAUACUGGAUUCCGGAUUCCAGCUCAGUGUAUUCCAGAUUUCAAAAGGCCUAGAUUCCAGAAUUUCAUAGUUAGCAGGAUUCCGGAUUCCUACAACUGGAUUCCGGAUUUUAAAGUCCAUGAUAGUCCGAGAUAAACCAAAUUUAUAUUUCUAUGAACUUUAAUUCUUGCAAUUUCUUUAUCUGCUUCCUUUUAUUGCAGAUGGUCAUUUGGAGUUGUUUUGUGGGAACUAGCCACCAUGGGUAAGCUAGUUUUAUAAAUCUUUGUAUACUGAUGCUGGUAGAAUAAUACUCUAGUCAUUUUCCUAUACCCAAGGGAAUUGAGAGGAAUCCCCAAUGACAGUAGUCAGGGAAAAGGUGACUGUUCAGUUUUCGGAUAGCAGUUACGGGAGAAUCGAGCCGCUUUAUAAAAGAAGCCAUUCUCGCAUAAUGUCGUGAUUGCUAAACAACUAGAAAAAAUAAUAGGCUAACUAGUAGUAUACUAUGUUGGAAGAUAAGCCCCGUUAGUGCGUUCCCUUUGCGUUCCGUGUACGUUCCCUCGAGCAGGAAUGCUGGAUAGAGUGAAGGAUGGCAGCUGUAGUGGUCAAGAGGCGUGCCUUGGAUCGAGAACCAUAAGGAAGGACUUGCCCGUGGGCAGAUCAAACAGCCUGUUGAAAAGCGGAAACAAAAGGGCUUUACAUCUCAUUUUGUAUUCGAAACAGAAAUGAUGCGAUAUAAAGCAAGGUGCGACGGUGCGACGUGGUUUAAAACAUAUGUGAUUGUGUGAUUCGUAAAUAAAUCACACUGCUGAGAGCCAAUCAGAUUGCAGGGAUCACCAGCGAUUUUAAAAUCAAAAAUUAGAAAAGCCUGAUAAUGUUUAAUAAGACAGCAUUAAUCUUUAUUUUUGUUAUUUUAGGGGUACUCCAUACCCUGGGAUAAGCCCUAUGAGGCUAUGCAGUUUACUUAAAGCUGGAUAUCGGAUGGAGAAACCCAACACGUGCAGCGAUAAAAUGUAAGUCAGAAUAGAAAUAAUAAAAGACGCGCGAACAGAGGGUACGAUAAAGAAAUACUUUCAUAGUCCUUCAAACAGUUUUUUUUUCUAAAAUUGUCAGCCUUUUCUAAGGAGUGGAAACUGCAGCGCGCCUCUUUCCUUUACGUUGCUCUAUUUUAAAAAGAGCCUAUAGAACAUAAGUGUCUUCAAUAUUCAAAGUAAACGAAGAUAUAUCUUUAUAUAGUGGCAUUUGAAACUAUGGCUUCCUUUUACAACAGAUACAAAUUGAUGAUGGACUGCUGGAAGGAGGAUCCAAAUGAACGACCCUCAUUCCUUCAACUAGUACCGAUACUGGAGGAGAUGAUGACAGAAGAUACCCCUUACUAUUAUUUCAGACUACUGGAUCAGAACCAGCCAUGUUACCGUGAGGCAUCCGCCACUAACACCAGUAAAGCUAGUACUCUUGAUACGAAGCUCUAA
Molecule: messenger RNA, 6879 nt
Organism: Porites lobata
Lineage: Eukaryota; Metazoa; Cnidaria; Anthozoa; Scleractinia; Poritidae
Source: the annotation of a GenBank genome assembly